AUGGACGUCGUCGAUGGAGUCCCGCCCAUCGUGCGGGGACGCUUCGGCUUGGAACAGCGGUGUGCAUACAAGCACCCCGACUUGUAUGACGAGGAGGUCCCAGAGAUCGACUUGGAGACGGCAGUUGCGCAGCCCGAGCUUGGCGCCGGCUGUGCCGUCCGGAGCUUUGUUCUCUUGGGGGACCAGAAUGCCGGCAAAUCCACGAUGUUGCACAGCUUCUGCCGCAACGGCGAUGCUGGCUUCAUGCAGCUGUCUUCACUGCUUCCAAUCCUCUCCAGCUCCUUCCUGAACACUCGCAUGGUGCCCGAAAGCUGGUUACGGGGGCAGGACGACAUCAACCAGCUGAGCCUCGUGAGGGACGAGCUACCUUUCAUGGACACCGACAUCGCGCGAGGUCUCGUAAUGCUGAGCGUGGAGAACUUCGCUUUCUUCGCCCAAGAGUUUGGCUUGUGGGACCCCAACCGCAUGGAAGAGGCCCCCGAGUUCAUGAACUUCGACCCGCAGGUGCGCUUCGUGACUUUGCAGUUUACAGAGCUGGGCGGAGACCACCUGGACCGGCUCCUUCUCUUCUUGCGCGGCGACUUGGACACGGUCCGGGCCGCCGAGCCCAGAGCCGAGCCCGAGGCCGAGGAGGGCUUCUGGGCCGACAUGCACGAGGUGCUCUCCGCUUCCUUGAAGCUCCUCCAGGAGACGACCCGCACAGCUUAUUUCAUCAACUGCCGGCGCCGUGCUCUUCCCCGGAGGACUGCUCUCCCCCACAGCUCUGAAGCAAACGCUGCGCAAGCUCCACUUCCUGGACGAUGCACUGGGCGGUUCACGCAACGGAGAGAUCCUCUUUUAUUGCUCACGGGUUGCCUCUGUGGACCUUUCGGCCUUCGACGCGUCCAGGUGCUGGGCCGAUGCCCGGGGAACAGCCGCCGCCUUUGCAGAGGAGAUUGGAAAAGGCCUGACCUGCUCGGAGCUCUUGGAGGGUCGUGCCGAGGCCCCCAGCCAGGACACGGGCUUGGACCUCAGCGUCUUAGCGGAGGUCGCAGGCACCGCCGCUGCGGAGGAGUGGCAGCAGCAGGAGGAGCGCGCGGCGCCCCUGCUGCAGUUCCUUCGGCAAAUGCUCCUCCAGCUGAUGAAGGGGCUCGGCUUUCGACUGCGCAUCGUGGCCGUCACUUGGGUGCGGAACUAUGCAGACCACCCUGGCGACAGCCAUGGCGACGGCAGUAG
Symbiodinium sp. CCMP2456 is the source of this 1215-nucleotide messenger RNA. The record is from the annotation of a GenBank genome assembly. NCBI's taxonomy places the organism in Eukaryota, Dinophyceae, Suessiales, Symbiodiniaceae.